AUGCCCGACGUUUCUCCUCCAAGGAAACGUGGUCCUGAACCGAGCGCUUUGAAAAAACGGCAUAGCUCGAGAUCUCCACAGCAUGAAAUGUCAUCACGGAAGGAACGGCGCCGUAGUGCUGAUAGAUCGCCUCCCAGAAAAUACAAUGACUCACAAGCCCACUCCAUGAGAAGGAGACGUGAUUCCGAUCAGUCACCGCCAAGGCAACAUGAUCGAUCAUCGCGAAGAAGGCGGGAUUCCAGCUCUGACGUUUCACCUCCUCGUAAAACAAAGACUUCUGCUAAGAAUGUUUCGGUCAAAGUUGAAGUGGACUCCGAUCAGUCGCCGCCAAGAAGGGAGAAACGUGCUCGGAAACGGAAUGACUCUGAUUCCGACCAGUCACCGCCUCGCAAACGUGGUAAGUUCACUAAUCUCAUCGUUUUCUUUAAAACACUUCUCCUUCAGCUCUAG
Cooperia oncophora is the source of this 450-nucleotide messenger RNA. The record is from the annotation of a GenBank genome assembly. NCBI's taxonomy places the organism in Eukaryota, Metazoa, Nematoda, Chromadorea, Rhabditida, Trichostrongylidae.